GUUAAAUUGACAUGUUUCUUACUCCAGUCCUACCUCGUACAGGAUGGAUAUAAUAUGUAUUUAUGUCGUAUUAUAGGUCAGGUCGGAUACUUACGUUUUAGGGAUCUCGUGGGCGUGUUGUUUCUCUCUUUCAGUUGUUAAUCUAGCCUGACACGCCUCGAUGACAACACGCGGUGGCGGUGCUCUGCUUACGGUUAAUAUUCAUACUCUCCGAGGCGUUUCUCACUUGUGUUGGCUUCGGACCGUACUAGAACACGUCCUGCGUCCCGGUAGACAGCCGAGCGCAUAGGUUGCAGCAAAGUCGCAACACGCGCAUUACUUUCCCCCGCAUGUCCCUCGUGAAUCACACGCGACAUAGUAUGUAGAAACAUGACAGCGACCUCAGAGGACCCGAGAGAAAACACCGCCCCCAAAGGGCCUUAAAGGAAGAUACUGUCCUCGAGGGUGGCUGUAGACCAUUUUGCACGCAUUCCGGGAGAGACAUCGCCGUCUCUCUUUCACUCGACCUCUUUCUCAUCGUUUCGCUUGAAUAUUUGCGAUCGCCACAAACAUACAUUUACAUAAUGGCUGCCACUACAACGCUGUCCCUCCUGGGCACGAUGGCAGGCUCUUACCUUGCCGCGAGGAACCAGCAGAACGGAGCAGCCAAUCCAGGCAUACCCCAGCAGACACAGCAACAACAGCAACAACAGCAACAACAGCAACAACAGCAACAACAGCAACAACAACAGCAUCCUAUCGCGACUCUUGCCCGACCUCUGGCAACUUAUCUCUCCUCCCAAACGCAGGUCCAGAAACAACCACAAGUGCAGGUACAGAGAAAUACGCCAGCAACAGCUACAACGUCGGAUUUGUGUAAGAACUGUAAUGCUAGACCGAAGUACUUUGACGGCACGCAGACACAUCCUUUCUGUGGGCGUAGAUGCGCGGCAGCCGCGCAGAACGCGGGAGUAAGCCGCGCGAAGAGCGUCGGUGCCGUCCCCACUCGUGUGCGGCAGGUGCUGGUACCUAGUUCUGGUGCAAAUACUACGCAGACACAGAGCGGUGGCAGUGGAUCGAAGCGAAAACGAAACCAGGUUGUAAGCACGGCCAAUCAGGUGUGCAGCCAUUGCAAAGUGCGGCCAAAGCACGGUGGUGCCGCAUUCUGCGGGAAAACGUGUGCACAGAAGGCGGGGUCCAGUUCACAGACGCCCUCAAGCAGGAAUGUCCCGGCUACUGGAGGAGCGGCUGUCCAGCCAAGUGUGAAGCGCAGUAAGAGUGCCGCCCCUGCACCCAAGUCACGACAGCCGCCUGCUCAAGAUGGUUGUCUGCUGUGCGGUGCUGCCGUACAUAAUGCAGGCCACUUUUGCAGCAAAGCCUGCAGCACAGCCGCAGAGAAGCGAGCACCAGCUUUGCUCGAAGUACCAGCAAACCACAAGACGUUCAAGAGCGUGACCGACCAGUUCAAAGCAUCCUGGAGACACAAGACAGCCUGUCCGACAGUAAGGAAAAUAUACAAGGUCAUUUCAACUCCGGCAAGCGUAACCAAGUACGAGGCAUAUCAAUCGGCGGUAGAGAACCGAGGGCACUUUGCAAAGGUAGGCAAGAGUGCAGGCAACGAGCACCGACGAUGGCAUGGCACCACGCGCGCCUGUCAUCUCGGUGACCCAGGCUUGUCUGUCACUGGCGCGACAUUGUGCUCCUCGACAUCGUGUGCUCUGUGUAACAUUCUCCGGACGUCCUACCGAGUGAGGCUUUGUGGACAAAAGACUGGCUGGGGUCGCUUUGGACAAGGCAUUUACACGAGCGCCACGUCGAGCAAGUCAAACGAUUACUCGAGCAACACAAUGCCUUCGCGGUACAAAGCGAUCAUCCUGAACAAAGUUGUCGUCGGACGAGGAUGCAAGAUGACACACGACAACACGGGGUUGACUACACCACCUGCAGGCUACGAUUCGGUGUUGGCUGAGGCCGUCCCGGGUGGGUCACUCAACUACGACGAAUUGGUUUGUUACACAGACGAUGCGAUCCGCCCCUCCUACGUAGUCGUUUAUGACGCAUGAGUCGCGAAUUAGUGGAGCGGAGCUGAGGAUAGUAACUUAACAGUGUUUAUGCUAUUUAUCUCACUGUAAUAACGAACGCCGGCGAAUCUGUAUGGCUGCGGUAGUGAAGCCAGAAACAG
Messenger RNA from Coniophora puteana RWD-64-598 SS2, 2161 nucleotides. RefSeq names its product ADP-ribosylation. NCBI's taxonomy places the organism in Eukaryota, Fungi, Basidiomycota, Agaricomycetes, Boletales, Coniophoraceae. The record is from RefSeq and is a predicted model, not a curated record. The transcript is spliced from 8 exons. The coding region runs from base 564 to 2042 and encodes 492 amino acids. Gene Ontology annotation, molecular function: NAD+ poly-ADP-ribosyltransferase activity.